AACAAAAUCACGUGACCAGUAAUGAGGAAGUCAGCUCAGAGGGGUAGAAUCAUGUGAAAGCAGACAACUUCUGCUUUACUUUAGUUUUUUGGGGGGGCUUCAACAUGUCUCAUCUUGAGCUCGGUUUGUGUUUAUUUCUGUUGCUGUUUCUUCACGUCGUUGCGCAGUUCAGGAGUCACGGACAGCAGGAGUGGCCCGUACCCUACAGGCGGUUUGAUAAUCGGCCUGCUGUGGAUUCCUAUUGUGAAGCUAUCUACCCGUUCUGCCCCACCGGAGACCGAGAUGGACGCAUUCCCUACAUGAGAGACAGCGACGUCAUUUCAGUUUACAGACUCCAGACACCAGUGUGGGAAUUCAAGUACGGAGAUUUGUUGGGGAAAUUCCACAUCAUGCAUGAUGCCAUUGGCUUCAGUAGUUUAGAAACAGGAGCCAACUACACCAUGGAGUGGUACGAGCUGUUUCAGCUGGGCAACUGCACCUUUCCUCACCUCAGACCGGAGCAGUUUGCUCCUUUCUGGUGCAACCAGGGAGCUGCCUGUUUCUUCGAAGGCAUUGACGACUUGCACUGGUUGCAGAAUGGCACUCUGGAGAAAAUAGGAGAACUAACUGGGAACCAGUUCAAUGAUAUGGCCCAGUGGGUGCAGGACGACAACAAGACUGGGAUCUACUAUGAGACAUGGACAGUUCGCUCUGACCCCAAACCCAACGCGACAGUGUGGUUUGAGUCCUAUGAUUGCUCCCAGUUCGUACACCGCACAUACAGGAAGCUGACAGAGCUGGGAGCCAAACUGUCCAGCAGGUCCCAGACCAACUACACCAAGAUCUACCUGUACAGCGGAGAGCCCACAUUCCUCGGCAAUGACAGCACCAUAUUCGGACAGCCUGCUCUGAAAAACCUGGCACUGGACAUCCGCAACUUUUACCACCCUUUCAGGCCGCAUCAAUCAUUCACAUCCCUUGCCAUCAGCCUGCUGGAGGCUUUUGAGAAGGUUGUGUUGGACAAAAGCUUCUACCUCUACUACAAUUUUGAGUACUGGCAUCUGCCAAUGAAACCUCCAUAUGUGCAGAUUACAUAUGAAGAGGUGCCUCUGCCUUAAUCCACGGGAACACUUUAAUUUUUGUUUUUAUUUUAUUAAGCAAUUAACCAAAAAAAAAAAAAAAACCACAGCACUGAUGAUGGUAAUGAUCUUGUCGGCCCCUUACGAAAAAGGAUUGGAGCUGGCCCGGCUCUCCUGAUGUCUGAUAAAUGUAAGAAACUCCUUUUUGUUUUCCUAAUAUUUUAAUUGACAAGCGUCACCUUUAACUUUUCAUUCUUUACAUUCAUGUUUGCUUGUAGUCUUCCUCUUUCCUACCUUUGUUGGGAGUUUUGCUGCAAACUGACCUUUUUUUGUGUGUGUGUGUGUUUUUAUUAUUUAUUAAAAAUUGUCAUUCUUUAUAGUUUACAAAUUCCCCAAGUUUUUUUUUUUUCCUAAUCCUAAUCUGGAUCCAUCAGAUUUCAUGGACGGAGGUAGGAAGUCUGAUUAUUCUAUAUUCUCACAUAUGGUUGGUUUUCCGUUACCUGCAGCACAGUUUAGGUCAGCUCAGGUGUUCUUAUAAUGCCAAUACUACUAACACAGGAUCAUCUGACUAAGUAAUCUAGAAAAUUGUUCUCAGAUGAUUUGCAUUUCUGCUCAGGAUCCAUAUUUUCAGAGAUCUUUUUUUAGCUCAUAUUUGUCUAUAAAAAUGUUCUGGAAUCA
Messenger RNA from Melanotaenia boesemani (Boeseman's rainbowfish), 1736 nucleotides. RefSeq names its product CLN5 intracellular trafficking protein (gene cln5). The transcript is spliced from 4 exons. The record is from RefSeq and is a predicted model, not a curated record. Gene Ontology annotation, biological process: lysosome organization. Gene Ontology annotation, cellular component: lysosome; lysosomal membrane. The coding region runs from base 105 to 1097 and encodes 330 amino acids. Lineage: Eukaryota; Metazoa; Chordata; Actinopteri; Atheriniformes; Melanotaeniidae. Gene Ontology annotation, molecular function: hydrolase activity, acting on glycosyl bonds.